Molecule: messenger RNA, 2421 nt
Organism: Trypanosoma theileri
Lineage: Eukaryota; Euglenozoa; Kinetoplastea; Trypanosomatida; Trypanosomatidae
Exons: 1
Coding region: 1-2421 (806 amino acids)
Source: RefSeq, a predicted model, not a curated record
AUGACCCAACCACCACAAGUACAAGAAACACAGCCUUCUGUAUCUGAUCCAUCACAACGAAUUCGUGAACUUAUUGAUGAAGUGGCGAGAAAAGAUAAUGCGCUGCAACAAUACCGAGAGUUAUUUGAAACCAUGGGAAAUGACUACGAGGUGGUGCGGCGGCGUGGGGAACGGGUACAAUUAGAAUUCGAAACUCUUACCGCCAAACAGGAAGAUCAGCAACAGGAGUUGAUAGCGCUUAAAGCCAAGAAUGCCAUGCUGGAGUCACGUGUAAAGCAAAGCGAUGAGGACUGGGAACGUCGCACACGACAGUUAAGACAAGAACUCGCAGCGGCCAUUGAGGAACGCGACACACUCGCAAAAGAGCGUGAACGCGAGUGGCAACAAACACGAAUACUUCGCACGCAAAGUGAAGAACAACGACGACAACAGGAGAUGAUAGAACUUGAAUGGAAGUCUAAAUUAGAGGAGACGCGUAGAGAGACGGAGGCAAAGGUGCGGGCGGCACUACGUGAGCGUGAGGAUCUCCUGCGGGUGCGAGAAAUGGAGUUGCAGCGGGGAAGUACACAAGUAGAGAAUCGAUUUGCAGAUCUCACUGCAGAGACACAGCGACUGCAGGAUGCGAAUAAUACACUUUCACUUCGCGUGAGUGAACUCCAACGUUCUCUGCAGCGACAGGAGAAUAUUACCCAACGACUGGAGUCUGCUCUCAGUGCGGAGCAGCAACAGAAGAUGCAGCUUGAGGAGUCUAUGGCAUUAGAACGACAGACACACAAACAACGACUGGCACAGGUAGAGGAUAGUUAUAGAGUACAAUUGCAGGAUAUGGAGCGAUUAUGUGAACAACUUCGACAAGAACAAGAACGACAGCAGAAAGACGCCGCACGCACAGAACGGGAAUUUAAACAAACAGCACAACGAGCAAAAGAGGCAUGGCUUCAACAACAACAGCAACUAGAGUUAACAAUUGAGUCUCUUCGUGGGGAUAUCUCACGUGAACGCAUACGUCUUGAUAAGUCAGAUGAGGAACGCCAACGUACGGAGGCUCUAUUACAACGUACACGCCGUGAAUUAGAAGCCGCCCAGCAACAGGAGGAAUCACUGCAGGAAACGAAUGCAGGAUUACACAAAAUUGUAGCUAAGCGUGAUGCCACACAAAUGCGAUUAGAGAGUGAAAUCACACGACUCAUCGCCGCUGUGGCAGAACGUGAACGGGAGACGGAGCGGUGGAGAUGUAUUGUAGAUCGUAUGGAGUGGCAGAGUCGACUGGAGACACAACGGGGUAUAGAGAAUACACGGGCACUUCCGGCAGCACUCUCACCACCACCAACUCCACCACCACCACUACCACCACCACUACAGACUCAUACAUCACCAGCAACAACAACAACAAUAACAGGAACGACAGGAAUAGCAUCAACAACAGGAACAAUAGAAACAACAACAACAACAGCAGUACCACAAACAAAAGCGAUGGGAAGUACUACACCAUUGGCAGGAACAACAGGUAUGAGACGUCAAAGUCUAAGACAACCGGUGUCGUGGUCUACACCAAAUCAACAACACUUGAAUGUGGAGAGUAUUGAAUGUACACCAUCGGGUAGUAGUCCUCUUAUAAUCCAAAGGAAUAAUGAUCCUUCUCAGGCUGAGGAUGAGCAGAGUGAAAUACUACGUUCACUGGUACAAGAGGUUCUUCAAGAGUAUAUACCACAAAAUGGAUCCUCUAAUACUACUACAAAUGCUUCAGCUAUAGAUCCUCGCACCUCUACUUCGCGGCGUCGUACAGUCUCAUCACAUUUACCACAGCGGUCGGAAGAGACACGAAACAAUGUACGUCCAAUUGAUGACUCACCACUAGAUGGAAUUCCAGCACCAUCACCUAUUAAUCAUACCAAACCACUUCAAGUUAACAAUAGACGAAAGCAAACAAGAACUAGAGAAAUGGAUGCAGGAUAUAAAUCAGUACUACGUCAAACACCAUAUUCAACAACUUCUGCGGAUACUUCAUUAUUACAGUCAGCAGCACCUUUAUUCCCUUCAACAGCAAAUAAUACUUCCUUAGACUCUUCUUCCAUUUCACAAUCACGUCGACGGUUUGCUAAAUCGCAUACUCAAAGCGAAGGAUCAGUAUUUGGUGGUGUGGACGUUCCAGUAUCAUCACCCUCAGAAGUUGAACCUAGCCGCGAUAAUGGAACACCAGCAACAGCAGCAACAGCAACAACAAAAACAAAAACAACAACAUCAAUGAUCGAACGGUAUGCUCAUGAACGGGAUGCUACUGAGAAACAGAUGAUGCAAGCGUUGCGUGGCCUUGAUAAACGCCAGAAGCAGCUUUUAUCAACUGUAGUAAAUGGUGAGGGUUCUAUAAUGGAACAAUUUCCAAUUCCCGGAAUGAAAGACAAAAAAAAAGAGAAAAAAUAG